AUGACGGCGCCGUCCCUCCCUAUUGACAUCUGGCUGAUCAUCUUCGAGUACAUAGACGCUGCCUACGACGUUCUCGACGACACCGACGCAGACUCCCUUACCGUACUCUGGUGCUUUAUUCGCAACGUCGCGCCUCAUCUUCGCGACUGCAUCGACGAGUACUUUUGCCAUGGCGUACUGCAGAACAUGCUCGUCAACUUGAGCUACAGCAACAUCAACCGCCAUGGUGGGCCCGCCUUCGCCCACCUCCACCCUAAGCCCCGGGUCGUGCACAGAGGGGUGGCAGCGGCGCGCACAGGUCCUCCAGCUUGGGAGAAAGAGCAUUUGAACCUUCGCGGCACACUCUCAGAAGGAGAUAGAAUGGACUACCUAGCCGCUCUGCGAGACCAUACCGGCAUCGGCAGCGGCUACCGACCGCCCUUGUACCUCAAGCUGCGUGAAGCAGCCAACGACACCGAGCUCGUUGAUCUAGUCGUCGACAUCGAAGCACGCGAGCUCUCGUUCGACUGGCGCCGCACACCUGCCUGUUCUUUGUUGAACAGCGCUUCAUAA
Messenger RNA from Didymella exigua CBS 183.55, 552 nucleotides. RefSeq lists its product as uncharacterized. Lineage: Eukaryota; Fungi; Ascomycota; Dothideomycetes; Pleosporales; Didymellaceae. Bases 1 to 552 code for a protein of 183 amino acids. The record is from RefSeq and is a predicted model, not a curated record. The transcript is spliced from 2 exons.